GCUUUUGCCGGUAAUGCAAGGAAAUUUAGAACGGAAUUCCUUCAAGACUUCCCUACGCCGGGCACAGGGCCUUAUUUUGACACAACUGUGUCAUCAAACGUGACGGGACUAGUUGGAAAAACAGUUCAUCUCAUAUGUAAAGUUAAAAACUUAGGAAACAGAACGGUAUCAUGGGUACGUCACAGAGAUAUUCAUCUUUUGACAGUAGGACGCUACACAUAUACAAGUGACCAAAGAUUUGAAGCGAUGCACUCACCACAUACGGAAGAGUGGACGCUUCGGAUUCGUUAUGCACAACGAAAGGAUUCAGGCAUUUAUGAGUGCCAGAUUUCCACAACUCCACCCGUUGGACAUUUCGUGUAUUUAACGGUUGUUGAGCCUGUCACAGAAAUCGUCGGCGGAGCAGAUCUAUUUAUUAAUAAAGGAUCAACAAUAAAUCUCACUUGUAUUGUUCGUUAUGCACCUGAACCACCACCAGCUAUGACUUGGUCGCACAAUAGAGAACGAGGCACAAAAAAAAACUCCACAACAAACUUUCUGCUCAUCCAUUUUUCUUGUGUAUAUUUUCAGACAAUUAAUUUUGAUUCACCACGCGGUGGAAUAUCAUUAGUUACAGAGAAGGGUGUUCUUACCACCAGUCGGCUGUUAGUACAAAAAGCCAUUCCAAGUGAUUCGGGCUUGUAUCAGUGCUUACCCAGUAAUGCCAACCCAGCGUCCAUUAGAGUUCAUAUAUUAAAUGGAGAACAUCCCGCUGCAAUGCAUCAUGGCAAAGCAUCAACAUUAUCACUAGAAUAUAAUCUUCUGUUGCUUCUAUCGAUAACAUUCCUCUUCUAUAUCUCACCAAGCAUACGAUGGCGAAAUAAUUAUGCAACACUAAACACUUAGCUAAUUAAUUAUUCAGUUGAUGAGUAAUGAAUUAUUCAUAACUGGCAUUCAAUUAUAAUGCGUAUGCAUUUGAUCAUUUCUAUGCGUGAGUGUAUAAAAUGAAUUUAUCUACUUCUCUGAAGAGAACCAAAAACAAAGACAGAAACAAUUCGUAAAUUCGUUUGAAUUUAUCAAACAACUAUGUAUGAAACGAAUGAAGCGAUAAAUUCAUGAUAGAUAUUUAGAUACUUAAUUGAGAGGCCAUUGUAAUAUAUACAUAAGUAAUUAAAAUGGAUUUAUUCUGAAAAGUGAAUGUGUAAAUAAACUACAUAAUUGAC
Molecule: messenger RNA, 1202 nt
Organism: Clunio marinus
Lineage: Eukaryota; Metazoa; Arthropoda; Insecta; Diptera; Chironomidae
Source: the annotation of a GenBank genome assembly